Messenger RNA from Daucus carota subsp. sativus, 2101 nucleotides. RefSeq lists its product as uncharacterized. The transcript has 8 exons. The record is from RefSeq and is a predicted model, not a curated record. Bases 438 to 1853 code for a protein of 471 amino acids. NCBI's taxonomy places the organism in Eukaryota, Viridiplantae, Streptophyta, Magnoliopsida, Apiales, Apiaceae.
AACACAGUGUCUCUCUGAAACUCUAAACACAGUCUCGAACCCCUCUCUCUCUCUCAAACCCUCACAUCUCUCCCGCACAUCUCUCUUGCAAUCUCUCCCGCACAUCUCUCGCCCUCUCUCUCUCUCGCAAGUUUCUCACGCUCAGGACUUCUCAAGCGGGUUUCAAUUGAAGAUCUCCAGCAGCGGGUUGUAAGCGAGGUCAUCAUCUGAAAAGGGGUUUCAAGUACGGGAUUAAUUGGGUUCAAGCUACUGAGUUUGGAUUAGGGUUCUUCAGCUGGUAAUUGGGGCGGUGGGUUCUUCAGCGACUGAGUGUGGAUUAGGGUUCUUCAGCUGUUAAUUUGGGGCUUUUUCAGUUAUGGCCGAGGAUGAUAAUACCUGGUUGAAUCUUCCCAAGUAUUCCCGAGAAUAUACUGAAGGAGUCAAAUUAUUCGUGAAAAAUGCAAUGGCCAAAUUUUCCAACGGAAACGAAAUCAAGUGUCCUUGUCGUAAGUGUGAAAAUCGAUUCUGGCUGUACUCUAAUAACGUGUAUGAUCACCUCAUAUCCUGGCCCAAGAACACGUGCCCGAUCUGCAAAUAUGGCAGUUGAGUCUCAAAAGAAGGAAGCAGCUGUGGUUUCACAUCCUGAUAUAGUGGCCAAUGAUCAACCAGUGCUAUCGUUAAAGGAGAAGCUAAAAAAUAUGAAAGAAGGUCCAGGCUCAAUGGCUGCUUACUUGGAGAUGAGGGAACUCGAAAUUCAAAAAGAGAUCCCACAGGCAGAGUCUGAAAUGCCAGAUUUGCAGUCACAGCCUGAUACACCGGAUGCUGAAAUACCAAAAAAAAAGAGAGGGAAGACUAGAAUGGAUCAUGUGCAUAAUAGUAAUGAUAAGAAAAUUAUCACCCUAAAUGAAUUGUCGCAACCUGUAUCGGAUAAUAGCAAGUUGCUCUCUGAAUUUAGCAACUUUUUAGGGACAACUGUUAGGCAGUUUGUGUCCCUUACUUGUGUUAGUUGGCACGAGGUUCCAGAGAAAGACCUAUUGUGGGAGUAUGUCAAGGAAAAGUAUAUCAUUCCAGAAGAAGCUAAACCAUGGGUUUUGAAAACGAUGAAUGAUCAGUUUAGGAGCUACAAAAGUCGGAUUAAGAGAGAUUACUACUACCCUUAUCCUACGGAUGAGGAAAGAUUGGAGAACAGGCCAAAGGAGGUCCCCCUUGCAGACUGGAAAUUACUUUUGAAGUAUUGGGCUGACGGAAAAACUAAGAGAACUGCAGCAAAGAACAUAGUAGCACGCCAAAAGAUAAUAGAGACACACACAACUGGGCCGACAAGUUUUGCCCAAAUUACCAACAAGCUGCGACUUAAGAAACUUGAAGAAGAAAAAUUGCAUGAUGCUGAUGUUGGUUGUGAAGGGAAAUCAGUACAUAUCUCUGAUGCAGAUAUAUACUUGGAGACUCGAAAGAGAGAUUCCAAACGCGAGUACAAAUUACCUAAGAAGGUGCUUGAAAAGGUCACCGAAAAAAUAGAUGAUGUUAAAAAGGCCUUGGCAACUGAAGGUGAGGAGGCUGCUAAUAAAUUGGUUUAUGGUGAAAAAGAACACAGCCCCUCCUACCUGAUUGGGAGGCUGAUUCAAAAAAAGGAACCAAAGUCUAAGGCAUCAGCAGCUCCAGCUCAACCUCCAGAUGAGUAUGUGAACCAACUAACUGCUAAAAUCAAGGCACAACUGCAGCAAGAGAUGGAGGAGAAAUUUGACAAGAAACUCCAAGACAUGAUGAAAUUAUUGGCUGAGAAGAAUCCAAGCUUAAACAUAAAUGUCAACACUGAAGACCCUCAAAAAUCGGAUGAAAUGCCAAAUGGAGAUGACAACAUCGUCACUCCUUGACUGAUCCCUAUGGCUAUUAGUUUUUAAUCUAUUUUGAAUUGCGAAUGUAGCUAGUAAUCCCUAUGCGUACUUAGCUUUAGUUUGUUGGUUGGUACUUUGUGUUGGUUGUGGAUUAGUUUAGACUUUAUUUUGGGUAUUCUCCUAGUACAUUAGGAUGGCUUUGCUUUGAACAACAUAAGUAUGUUAUUUUUGGAUGGUUUUAUGUAUUGGGAUGCUUGACAGGUUUUAAGGGAAAUCAUUAUUUUCAG